AGAGCCACCGAGAGAAGCGGCGAGAGAAGGGGGCUGGGGAUGCGGCAGAAGCUCGGCUCCACGGGCAGGAAACCAGCACCGCUGCCGCCGCCGGAACAUGGAGAGUCUCCUGCUUUGCGGAAUAAAGCGACGUGCGUCUGAUGCGGGCGAACAGAGAGUUUAAACCAGCGACGGAUUUGUUCGUUUUCCACUUUUGUUUCUUUCGCCGUUUUCGCACACAUCUGCAGUGAUGCGGGCUGCGGAGCCGAGCGGCGCCGCGGCGAUUCUGCUCUGCUUUUUGGGAUACUUCGUCUCGGGAGCUGCCGGUAAAACGUUACCGGAGGACUCGGCCACACAAGAAGUGACCCUGAAGGUCCACCUGAGCGACGCCAGCACCCACCAGCCCCUGAUCGGAGCCACCGUGCAGCUCUUCGCCAACCAAACUCCUGUAACCACGGAAACCUCGUCAGCCGACGGCAACACCUACCUGCGCUUCCCCUAUCGCCUCGGGACGCCGCUGGUCGUCACCGCAACCAAACAGGGAUAUGUGCCAAACUCUGUGCCCUGGACUCCCUCCAGAUUACCUGUGUUUUCCUCCAUCAGUCUGGACCUGCUGCCAGAGAGAGCUGCGACUCUGAUGGUGUACGAAGAUGUUGUUGAGAUUGUUUCAGGCUUACAAGGUUUAAGAAACCAGCCCAGCGUUCAUUUCCUGCGCAGAGCUCUAAGUCUUCCUUCCAACACGUCCUAUGCCAACCUGACCGCCCUGCUCACCGUGGCAAACUCCCCCUCGCUCAUCCAGCACUUCCCACACCUGCAGGUCCUCGGCGGCAACGGCACAGGCACCGAGAAGAACUUUGAGUUGACUCCUGUGGCGGCCAUCUCCGUUCACCUUUUGGCCAACGAUGGCGUGGAGCUGCAGGUAAACGAUCCAAUCAGCGUCUCCGUGCCGCUGCCGCCCGACAGUGGCCUGAAGGAGAAUGAUCACAUCCCUGCUUGGAGAUUUGACCCCCGUUUGGGCGCCUGGAUAAAGAGCAGUUGGGCUCAUGUGCAGAGGGACGGAAACCAGCUCAGCCUGACCUACAUUGCUCCUCAGCUGGGAUACUGGGUGGCCGCCAUGUCCCCUCUACACUCAGGUCCAGUGGUUGCGAAGGACAUCAGCACAUACCACACUGUGUUUUUGUUGGCGAUACUGGGAGGCAUGGCCCUCAUCCUGCUCUGCCUGCUCUGCCUGCUGUUGUACUACUGCAGACGUCGCUGUUUAAAGCCGCGAGGGUCUCACCGCAAGCUGACGCUGUCCUCUGGUCUGGACAGCAGUAAGAGGGAUCAAGCCACCUCCAUGUCGCACCUGAACCUCAUCAGCAACGAGGUGCAGCUUGAACUUGUUUCAACAGCAACUGAGCCCGACAUGACGACUCCGAUGCUGAAGCCUUCCUCGUACGAGCAUCAAGACAAUCAGCGUCAACACAACCUAAUCCGUCACAGCAAACACAGCCGCUCGUCUCUGGGCAACAACAGCCACCACGGCUCAUCUCUUGGCAACCUGACGCCUCGCAGCAGAGACUAUCGGCAGUCCGUGGAGACGUUCCAGCUCAGAGCUGCACUUUCAUCCGGGACCGACCGGGGCUACCGUCAAUCAUACACCUCCGUGUGCUCGUCCAGCAACCCCAUGUCGGACCCGCUGUCGUCGGCCCACCACGGUCAGGUGUCAGCCACGCAGCUGAGCGGCGUUGGGAUUAUCGACUGCAUCUCCCCCUGCUCCCCUCCUCACUCCCCCAGCAGAGGGGACGGAGGUGAGUGCAGGGCUCCCGACCACCUCCUGUCCCGCUCUGUGGACCACCUGGAACGACCCGUCUCCCAGUUGCUCUCCCGGCCGGGCCAGCUGCUCUGCUGUGGCUCUGUGGACUUGCUGAGCGGAGGUGAAGGCUACCCCAGAGUGCGCCCGACGCUGGUGAUCCCGGCACACUACAUGCGGCUGCCCGGAGAGCACCCUCUGUCCGGUCAGGCCCUGCUGCUGCAGACCGACCAGCAGAGCGACUUGGAGACCAUCCAGGCCGAGCUCAACGCCUCACAUUCCCAGCAGCCCCUAGGGCAAACCCCAACUGACUGCACCCCGGGUCCCACCAAGCAGGGCGACGGGGAGGCUCUCGGGUUGCCAGAGUCGCUUUCUAUUCCUGCAGCACUCGGCGAAACAGCUCUGGUGGAAAUAAACAGCGAGGACACCUUACUGGCUGAAAAGACGCUAAUGGAGUUGCGAGGAGGCAAACCGCUGCCUCACCCUCGAGCCUGGUUCGUCUCACUGGACGGACGCUCCAACGCUCACAUCCGCCACUCCUACAUCGACCUCCAGCGGGCGGGGUGCCAUAGCAACACAGGAGGCCAGCAAGGGAGGCAUGGUAACGAUGCCAGUUUGGACUCCGGCGUCGACCUGAACGAGCCCAGAGUCGGUCGGAGGGGGAGGGACGCCGAGCGGGAGGAACGGGAGGUCGACAGAUCGAAGGGCGCAACACCAGCGUCGGCCUACACCCAGCUGGUGUACGUGGAUGAUCUGGACGGGGGAGGCAGCGAGGAGGAGAAGUGCAGCCCCCAGGACAGCGAAACAGGACCAGACCUGUCAGACAAAGCAGAGGGCAACAGAGGGGACACGGAGGGCAAAAGAGCCGAGGGAGUCCUGAUACAGGAGGAUCCGCCCUCGCUCUCCUCCGCAUCCCCGAGUUCUCCUCCUCCGCUGCCGACGCCGGACGGGGUGACGUUCAGGAACGACCACGGGCUGCUGUCGGUCUCCCCCGACGACGACGCAGCGCACGAGGAUGCAGAGGAGGAGAAGAAGAGCCCCUGGCAGAGGAGGGAGGAGCGUCCCCUGCUGGCCUUCAACCUCAAAUGAUUCACAUACGACCGUUAAAAGAAAGGUUUACGUUUCAUCAAGUCUGUCUUUACAGAAAACUCGCAUGCAAUCAGCUACAUUGAACGUAUUCCAGUCCUCGUUCUGCAAAAAUUAUGAAGUUCACCAUAAACUGUGAAGUUAAUCAAGCGGGGCUCAGAUACACACUUGAACAAAUUCCAAUAUAAGAUGCAUGUAAGUCAAAACCAAACAACUAAAAUCUAGCUGUAAACUGAAUGUAGACUAGAAACUGGAACCGCAGUCGCACGAGUCUGACUCAGCAGAUGUUGACUGCAGGUAUAAAUGCAGUUUCCGUUGCACAUUUCACGCUGCUUCCUCUUCCCCUAUGCUAGCAUUUUCAAACUCCCGCUUUCCAACGGAAAAGACAACAACAAACUCUGAGCAGCAAAGGACAUGCCAAAAAUGUCACAUUUUGUAAAAGAUUCCAAGGAUCAUGGUUCUUCUGGUGAUUUAGCAAUUUUAAUGACAGUUCCCUAUUUUCCAGGGGCACCAUCACUGCAUCCUGGGCUUAGCUCAUCCUUGGUUUUAUCACCACCCUCCACGACUGUGAUUGUACUUAUAUAAUACAAACACGCCAGAUUAUUUUUCCCAUACAGCAGAUGAUAAUAAGGUGCAAUCAGACCAUUCUCCAGACCUACACAGUGCUCUGGAGGAAGGUCUGGCUAUGUGAGAUUAUUCUCUCAGCCCAGGCCAAUAGAUUGAAUAUUUACACUUCUAUUAUGUGAUUUUGCAACCCAAACCAGAUCGGUACCCAACUCGAAUUGCUUCAUCCCUCUACCAGGUUUCCUAAAAGUUAGCUUUGAAAUGUUUGUGUAAUCCUGCGAUGAUCAACAAAGGAUUUCAAACAGCAGUGGGGAGAGUUGAAGUUGGGACACGUUGGACUUUAAAAGAUGUGAACCAAAGAUACUGCAUGAGACAUAUUGUUGCAGUUUGAGUCAGAAAUCAUACUUCUUCUCAAAGUCAUAACAUAUUAACACAAACGCGAUGCAUCGUUUUUUGAAUUAGUGUAGUUUGACCUCAUAAUUCUGCCAAAACAGUCUGGUUUGUUUGUGUUUCCUUCAGUAUAUGGCAGUUCUAAGCCCAGGAUACAGUGAUGGUGUCCCUGCACAAUAGUUUCUGGUGAAGCUUCAGCAAAAUCCUCUGACUGCAGCUUCUUAAAUGUUCUAGUUUCUUUCCUCCUCUGGGGCAGUAAACUGAAUAUAUUUGGUCAAAACAAGACAAUUAACAUUGUUUUGUGACAUUUUAGAGACCUAACAACAACUCUGACAGUCUUGAAAACUGUCAACCAUUGAAGUAAUUAUUUGCAGCUGUAAUCUGUAUCUAUACACCGUUGUAGUAGCACGCAGUGUAAGAUAUUGGUUACUAAAGUAAGAAUAAACAGUUUGAAAAAGGUUAGAGCUAUUCCACUAUGUGUUACUGUAGCUCUAAUAGGGAGGGGUUUGUACUAAUAUGGCUUUAAAGAACGAGGACUGCAGAUUUUAUUUCUCAUUUCAUAUGAUAAAAUCACUUUAUGAGGGGAUUUUUUUGCAGGGAAACUUGUUAGGAGUCAUAUUAGCACGUGAGUUUUGUUUUGAGACGGACUUUUAAAACUGUAAACCUCUCCGUUAACCACGGCUCGUGAAGGAUGUGCCCGUUUAAAUCGAAGCCCUUUGUUCUUAACUUAGCACUGAGAAAGUAUUUCAGCACUGGGAACUCUUCUAGUCCAGAAAUGAACAAUUCAGCUCCUUCAUGAACUUCCAGGACGCUUCAUGAAAUGACCACUUCGUCAUCUUCACGAUAAACUCAUCGGGCAUGACGUACGCAUCGCCUGAAGGGACACGGAUAGACUCUGGAGGCAAGAAAUUAGGAUAUUUUAUGCACAAUAAAUAUAUGCCUUUUUUUAUGAAUAGCAUUGUAGACACAGUUGUUGGGUGGUUCUCAGAAAUCAAACACUACAGGAAGUUGUUUUUUUUUUUUCUUGAGCCAUAUUGGCCUCAGUCCACUGGCAGAAUCCAGAAACGAGAUUAUGACCCACAGUUUUAAAGACAGUGAAUCAUCUGUGCAGGUGGAAAUUAAACGUGUGUUCCAGGGUUUAGUUUGAGCAGCGCAGCAGUUUCACUCCUGAUCUACAAACAUGUAACUCUGAAUGGUGUUGUUAGUACGUUGCUAGAGUUUAAUCUAGCCUGUCAGACGGCUCCGUGAACAGGAAAUUAAACCACUACCCGCUCUGAUAAUGUGACACGCCGCUCUGCUGGUGCGUGAGGACGUAAUACCACUACGAAACUGUGGUUCCACCCAAAAACAAGUGAGGUGUAGUAAUAAUAUGAAGGGUUUUGUAAUUGUUGAACCACUGACCGGCAUAUUUUUGCUCUGAAGGCUAUGCAUCACUUUUAUACGGCUGCUUGAGAUGCCUUUUUUUGUAAUUUUGAUUUUAAUUGCCAACAUGAAGUAUUUUACCUGAAAAUAGGCUAUUUUUUCUUUUCUUUAAGGGCUUUUCUUCCUCACCCGCCUUAUCGUUAGAACACCACAUAACCUAACUGUUUUUGUUUGCUGUGUUUCACCUUAAUUUUUUUAUUCCCCCUCCCGUGAUCCAAGUGCCUUUGAACAACCGGACUCUACAGAUUAUUUAUUUCUCACCUUCUUUUGCCUUCAGCUUGUCCUCCUCUACCUCAGCCCUCCCUUUCUCUCUUUCCUGCUUGUGAAAGGAAGCAUACAGUAAACUUUCCUCAGCACUAUUACACUACGCUGCAGACCUCUCAGAAAAUGUCCACCAGCUGCUGCUGCUGCUGCUGCUGCUGCAAUCGUAAAAUCCUCCACAGCAAUCAGCAAAAACACAGAUUUCUAUUAGAAGCAAGCAGUUACUGUCUUGCAGAAGUUUCCAGUGAAGCUAAGUGCGAUUGUAUGUGAAGCUUAACUGCAGGUCAUUUCAGUGCAUUUUCAUGUUUUUUUGUGUUGUUGGUUUUUUUUUUCUAAGGGUGAAUGUUCUGCAGCGUCCUUCUGCGAUGCUGCUGGGUUUGUGUUACAUCCAAUCAAGGUUCAUAUAGUCAUAGCAAUCAUAUUCCAGAGUGUGUAUAGUUCUUUCCUUACGUCUGCCUGAGGGAAACGAUGCGUGAGUCGGUGUUGUGAAUGGCCUUUUUCUCUCUCUUAGUAUCCCACAGCAACCUCCAGAUCGAGGGUGGAGUAGCAAUACGGCCUCCUGAGUGUGUAAAUCGGUUGCUUGCAUUAUAUUUGAAGCCUAUUAUUCUGAAUAAACAGCCAAACUGGA
Stegastes partitus (bicolor damselfish) is the source of this 6122-nucleotide messenger RNA. It is a transcript of the gene fam171a1, whose product is annotated as family with sequence similarity 171 member A1. The record is from RefSeq and is a predicted model, not a curated record. NCBI's taxonomy places the organism in Eukaryota, Metazoa, Chordata, Actinopteri, Pomacentridae. The coding region runs from base 230 to 2860 and encodes 876 amino acids. Gene Ontology annotation, cellular component: plasma membrane. Gene Ontology annotation, biological process: stress fiber assembly; regulation of cell shape. The transcript is spliced from 9 exons.